GCAGUAGUGUUGGCCUAUCCAAAUGACAAAUUAUUAAAUUGUCAUUUUUUUCGGGUUUAAAAAGGAGUCCACCAAAUUAAAAUUUCUCAAUUGAACUUAGUUUAAUUUAUGUGAAUUAGAAGCUAAUGGGAUCAUCUUUCAGUUGCUGUGGUGAUGAAAAAGUUGAUGAAGGGCAGAACAAUGAACUGGUUGGUGAAAAUUCUUGGAGAAUAUUCACAUACAAGGAGUUAUAUACAGCAACAAAUGGUUUCAGUGAAAAUUACAAGCUUGGAGAAGGUGGAUUUGGAAGUGUCUAUUGGGGUAAAACCUCUGAUGGUCUUCAGAUUGCAGUAAAGAAACUAAAGUCAAUGAAUUCAAAAGCAGAAAUGGAAUUUGCUGUGGAAGUUGAAGUUCUUGGAAGAGUUAGGCACAAGAAUUUGUUAGGCCUAAGAGGUUAUUGUGCUGGAAAUGAACAAAGACUUAUUGUGUAUGAUUACAUGCCAAAUUUGAGUUUACUCUCACAUUUACAUGGUCAUUUAUCAAGAGAAGUUCAAUUGGAUUGGAAAAAAAGAAUGAAAAUUGCUAUUGGCUCUGCUGAAGGCCUCUUGUAUUUGCAUCAUGAGGUUUCACCCCAUAUAAUUCACAGAGACAUCAAAGCUAGCAAUGUGCUACUUGACUCAAAUUUUGAGCCACUUGUUGCUGAUUUUGGCUUUGCAAAAUUAAUCCCAGAAGGUGUUAGCCACAUGACGACACGUGUCAAAGGGACAUUGGGUUAUUUAGCACCAGAAUAUGCUAUGUGGGGUAAAGUCUCUGAAAGUUGUGAUGUCUAUAGUUUUGGAAUUCUUCUACUUGAACUAAUUACUGGUAGAAAACCAAUUGAAAAACUUCCAAAUGGUGUUAAAAGGACAAUAACAGAGUGGAUGGAACCAAUGAUAGCCAAAGAAAAAUUUAAGGAUCUUGUUGAUCCUAAGUUAAAGGGGAAUUUUGACGAAAUUCAAUUGAAACAAUCGAUUCGUGUAGCUGCAUUGUGUGUUCAGAGUGAGCCUGAUAAACGUCCAACGAUGAAAGAAGUUGUGUGUAUUUUGAAAGGGCAAGAAGUGAAUAAUGUUGUGAAGGCAAAUCAUGAGAAUUUGAGGAUUCAAAGUGUUAAGUAUAGAGAUGAUUUAUUGGCUUUGGAUCAAACUAGUGAUCAAGAAGAUAAUGAAAGUAGUAGUGAUCAAGGGAAUGAAAGUAGUGUUUAUGGUGUAUUUGGUGCUAUGGAAAUGAAAAAGAUGCAAGAUCCUUACAAGCGUUUUGGAGAGAAAUAAUGUUUGAGGUGUACGUAAGUUGACUUGAACAGUAUCGUUA
This is a messenger RNA of Solanum stenotomum, 1326 nucleotides long. RefSeq names its product PTI1-like tyrosine-protein kinase At3g15890. Gene Ontology annotation, molecular function: ATP binding; protein kinase activity. Gene Ontology annotation, cellular component: plasma membrane. The transcript has 4 exons. NCBI's taxonomy places the organism in Eukaryota, Viridiplantae, Streptophyta, Magnoliopsida, Solanales, Solanaceae. The record is from RefSeq and is a predicted model, not a curated record. Bases 126 to 1286 code for a protein of 386 amino acids. Gene Ontology annotation, biological process: protein phosphorylation.